Messenger RNA from Phlebotomus papatasi, 996 nucleotides. RefSeq lists its product as uncharacterized. The transcript has 3 exons. The coding region runs from base 107 to 787 and encodes 226 amino acids. Lineage: Eukaryota; Metazoa; Arthropoda; Insecta; Diptera; Psychodidae. The record is from RefSeq and is a predicted model, not a curated record.
AGCUGUUUUUGACAGUUUAACAGUUUGUGUCAGUUUUGUUUACAUCUGUGGUUUCACGGCUUGCUGUUUUACAGAAAAAAAGCAGAAGAAAAGGAUAUUUGUAGAAAUGUCAAGUGGUCAAGGGGGUGUUAUAAUUAAUGAAGUUGUGAGAGCCAUUAAUGAGAUGAGAGCGUCUGAUAUUCUUUGGAAUACCAAACAUCCUCAAUAUAAUACUCCAGCUAGACAACAGGCUAUAGAAAUAUCUGCAAAAAGAACUGAUCUCUCUGUUGAAAGACUGUCGAAUCUAAUAAGAUAUGUAAAAAAGAAAUAUGCAGAGGAAGUUAUCCGUUUGCAAUCGGAUGAUCCUGAGGUUAGAGAGAGAACUUGCUGGAAAUGGUACUGGAAGUGCCACUUCCUGAAGGAACCACAGGAAUAUUUGCCAUUGUAUCCAGAUCCUCAUUUUAUGAUGCAAAAUUACCAAGUUGUCCCUCAGAAAGCCAUUCCUGUAGCCACUCCAAUGAGCACUGAAGCUGUCUACAUUAAAACUGAGCAUGAUUCUCUGGAAUCCCCACCGGCGCCUAAAGUCUUUAUCCUUGACCCAGAUUCCGGGAUUAAUUGCAAAACGGAAGAUAAUCCUGUUAAAUCUGAAAAAUCACCGGAAGAUGAUAGUUCCAAGAGAAAAUUCAUCAUUGAAAGCACAAUUGCAUCGGUAAAAUUUGAUUUGUGCAACAGAAAUGUUUCUCAGGACGAUUUGGCAGAUUUUCACAGCGAACUUAUUAGAUACAUGCACCAGUAUUUUAUGAAAUAAAUUAAAUUUGCAUCGAGAAGCAGUUAAAAGGUUUUUUUUAAGACUUUGCACAUUGCUCGAACUUGUAGACCUGACUUUUAUGGGGGGUUUUCUUAAAAGAUAAAACUACUCUGUAACCGAUUGAUCUGUACUGUACGUUAUUAUAACAUGUUUCUUGAAUUUGUAUAUCGAUCUUUUUGAGUUUGAGGAAUAAAUGAAUGUAACUCAGA